UCAGGUUGAGGCUGAUUAACCCUCGCAUGAAGAAUGACACGACUAUCUAAGAAUAAGUUACCUGUAGUGUGGUUUUAAACGCCUACAAUUUUGCCCUAUUAAGACUGCAGCUUUUAUGACCCGGAUUUUGAAAUGUGGUGACAAACUGGCAAAGAGAGAAUGGAGAUGAAGCCGAGGAGGGGUGGGGGGCUCUCGUGAUCUCACUGAAGAGAGAAAAAAACGCCCGCUCGAGCGAUACAAACUCAACUAUCACAGCCAAGGACCACGCGGCACAGAAGACCGAGCAAGGCACGCGAUAUGUCUCGCAGAUUCAGUGUGUUUUGAUCUCUCUCCAGGUGUGUUUGGAUAUGCUCAGGGCGCUGUGUUCCCAAAUCAUGGUCACUGGGUUAAACGUGGGUAUACUGAGAGACAGCCAACAUUCCUGCGCUACUGCCAGGAGCGGAUAGUAUGCCCGCACAGCUGGCACCACUCACACGAUGUGGAAUAUGGCAGACGUAAAGAUGGCUUUCCUCAUGCUCCUGUGUCUCCCGACGCUAUUCUUCGAUGUACUAGUGCUGUCCCACAAAAGCAACAUCUUUGAGCGGUCGGCUGUUCCGAGAGCCGCGCCCCGCUCUGUGGCCCGGAUGGAUGGAGACGUGAUAAUCGGGGCCCUCUUCUCCGUCCACCACCAGCCGUCCGCCGAGAAAGUGGCCGACCGAAAGUGCGGGGAUGUCCGGGAGCAGUAUGGCAUCCAGCGGGUGGAGGCCAUGUUCCACACCUUGGACCGGAUCAACGGCGAUCGUUUCCUGCUCCCCAACAUCAGCCUGGGCUGUGAGAUCCGGGAUUCCUGCUGGCACUCUUCCGUGGCUCUGGAGCAGAGCAUCGAGUUCAUCCGGGAUUCCCUCAUCUCCAUUCGGGACGACAAGGAUGGCUCCAAGUGGUGCAUCGAUGGGACGCCAUCUAACCAGCCCCCGCCCUCCAAGAAGCCCAUCGCCGGGGUGAUCGGGCCGGGCUCAAGCUCCGUUGCUAUCCAGGUGCAGAACCUGCUGCAGCUCUUCAACAUCCCCCAGAUCGCCUAUUCUGCGACCAGUAUCGACCUGAGUGACAAGACACUCUUUAAGUACUUCCUGCGGGUCGUGCCCUCUGACACGCUCCAGGCCCGGGCCAUGCUGGACAUAGUCAAGCGCUACAACUGGACCUAUGUGUCUGCGGUGCACACGGAGGGAAACUAUGGGGAGAGUGGCAUGGAGGCCUUCAAGGAGCUGGCCUCCCAGGAGGGUCUGUGCAUCGCCCACUCGGACAAAAUCUACAGCAACGCCGGGGAGAAGCACUUUGACCGCCUGCUUAAGAAACUCCGUGAACGUCUGCCCAAGGCCCGCGUGGUGGUGUGUUUCUGCGAGGGCAUGACUGUGCGCAGCCUCCUCAUGGCCAUGAGACGUCUGGGUGUGGCUGGAGGAGAGUUCCUCCUCAUUGGCAGUGAUGGAUGGGCAGAUCGAGAUGAGGUGGUGGAGGGGUACGAACAGGAAGCAGAAGGUGGGAUCACCAUGAAGCUGCAGUCAGAGGAAGUGAAGUCAUUUGAUGACUACUUCCUGAAGCUGCGUUUGGACACCAACACACGGAACCCAUGGUUCCCAGAGUUCUGGCAGUACCGCUUCCAGUGCCGGCUGGCCGGACAUCCACAGGAGAUUAAGAAAUACAAGAAAGUCUGCUCCGGCAAUGAGAGUCUUCAUGAGAACUACGUCCAGGACAGUAAGAUGGGAUUCGUCAUCAAUGCUAUCUAUGCCAUGGCCCACGGCCUCCAUGACAUGCACAGUGAGCUGUGCCCUGGCCAGCCAGGCCUGUGUGAGGCCAUGGACCCCAUUGACGGCAGCAAGCUGCUGGAGUACCUGCUCAAGACCACCUUCAGAGGGGUGUCAGGGGAGGAUGUGUACUUCGACGAGAACGGGGACACUCCUGGCAGGUAUGACAUCAUGAACCUGCAGAGUGUGGGUGACGGUAGCUAUGACUACCAGCAGGUGGGCUCGUGGCACGAGGGCAUCCUGAACAUCGAUGACUGGAAGCUGUGGAUGAACAACAGCGACAUGGUCCGCUCCGUCUGCAGCGAGCCCUGCUCCAGGGGACAGAUCAAGGUUAUCAGGAAGGGCGAGGUGAGCUGCUGCUGGAUCUGCACCACCUGUAAGGACAAUGAGAUCGUCCGGGAUGAGUUCACCUGUCAGGCCUGUGACCUGGGCUGGUGGCCCGAUGACGAGCUGGAAGGUUGUGUGCCCCUGCCUCUGAAGUACCUUGACUGGUCAGAUGUGGAGUCCAUUGUGGCAGUGUGUUUGUCCUGCGUGGGCAUCCUGGUCACCCUCUGGGUCACCUUAAUCUUCAUGCUGUACCGCGACACACCCGUGGUCAAGUCGUCCAGCCGUGAGCUGUGUUACAUCAUCCUGGUGGGUGUCUUACUGGGAUACAUCUGCCCCUUCACCCUGAUCGCCUAUCCCACCGUGACCUCCUGCUACCUGCAGCGCCUCCUAGUGGGUCUCUCGGCUGCCAUGUGCUACUCCGCCCUGGUCACCAAAACCAACCGCAUCGCCCGCAUCCUGGCCGGCAGCAAGAAGAAGAUUUGCACCAAGAAGCCCCACUUCAUGUCGGCCUGGGCCCAAGUAGUCAUCUCCUUCUUCCUCAUCAGCCUGCAGCUCAUCUUGGAGAUAACCCUGAUCAUCCUGGAGCCGCCCAUGCCCAUCAAGUACUACCCCAGCAUCCGCGAGGUCUACCUCAUCUGCAACACCAGCACGGUGGGCAUGGUGGCGCCGCUGGGCUACAAUGGCCUGCUCAUUAUGAGCUGCACCUACUACGCCUUCAAGACGCGCAACGUUCCGGCCAACUUCAACGAGGCAAAGUACAUCGCCUUCACCAUGUACACCACCUGUAUCAUCUGGUUGGCCUUCGUGCCCAUCUACUUCGGCUCCAACUACAAGAUCAUCACCACAUCCUUCUCCGUGAGCCUGAGCGUCACCGUGGCGCUGGGGUGCAUGUUCUCGCCCAAGAUGUACAUCAUCAUCGCCAAGCCGGAGAGGAACGUGAGGAGCGCAUUCACCACGUCCGAUGUAGUCAGGAUGCAUGUGGGAGACGGCAAGGCGGCUCAGCAGAGCAAGAGCAUUCUCAACAUGUUCCGUAGGAAGAAAAACGGAAACGGAAGCACCAAUUCUAAUGGCAAGUCUGUGUCAUGGUCUGAACCAGGUGCAAGACACCCUCAGAGGGGGGGGAAUGUGUGGCACAGACUGUCUGUGCAUGUGAGGAAACAGGAAGCCGGCUCGAAUCAGACGGCGGUCAUCAGGCCCCUAACUAACGCCCCCGUCGACCCCCACAGCUGUGACCCACACCACCAACACCACAGUCCUGGCACAGACUCCCACCUACCCCACCCCGGCACCAAGGCUCUGUACAACCUGGCGGAGGAGGAGGACGAAGGGGGGGAAGCACGCCCUCUCUGGACUCCCCCCCACUCCCACUCUGGAACGCUCCACGGGAAGGACUCGGAGGAGCCACCCUCUUAUUCUCACUUAACGCACUGUACCACCGAGCGCUUGCAGGGGGUGAUGGUGGACACGCACAGCUCCAAUAUCCUUGGAUUUAACGACACAAUGGGUGCCUCCGGCAUCCAGGCCAGCUCCACCAACCAACCCCUAGGCUUCACCUUCUCUCAGCUUUCCUGUCCUCUGCAAGGUGGGGUUUCUUUUGGAGAGGAUGACCUCAUCUCGCCCCUGGAGGGGGCUGAGGGGGAGGCAUUGGACCUCCUACACAGCUACACAGAGGAGGAUGAUGAGGAGGAGGGAGAAGAGGAGCUGGCUCAGAGUAAGCUGACCCUGGAGGACUCCUUGGCUCUGUCUCCGCCCUCCCCCUUCAGGGACUCAGUGUAUUCUGCCGGGUCGGUUCCCGGCUCCCCCAUCUCUGAGUUGGUCCUCUGCAGCCCCCCGAGCUCUGCCUACUCCUCCGUCAUCCUCCAGGAUUUCAGACGGAGCUCCUCGACACUGUGAGAGCCACCAGGCACUGACACACACACGCACACACACACACACACA
This is a messenger RNA of Coregonus clupeaformis (lake whitefish), 4043 nucleotides long. RefSeq names its product glutamate receptor, metabotropic 1a (gene grm1a). The coding region runs from base 477 to 3998 and encodes 1173 amino acids. Gene Ontology annotation, cellular component: postsynaptic density membrane. NCBI's taxonomy places the organism in Eukaryota, Metazoa, Chordata, Actinopteri, Salmoniformes, Salmonidae. The transcript is spliced from 9 exons. Gene Ontology annotation, biological process: G protein-coupled glutamate receptor signaling pathway; regulation of synaptic transmission, glutamatergic. The record is from RefSeq and is a predicted model, not a curated record. Gene Ontology annotation, molecular function: adenylate cyclase inhibiting G protein-coupled glutamate receptor activity; G protein-coupled receptor activity involved in regulation of postsynaptic membrane potential.